AUGGAGACAGAAUCACCAAUCCUUACACCAAAAAAGACUGCCAUCAGCAACGCAGCAGACAUUUCUGUCAUCUGCUUCUACUUCCUUGCGGUCAUUGGCACUGGCCUCUGGUCCAUGAGCCGGAUCAAUCGGGGGACGGUGGGGGGAUAUUUCUUGGCUGGAAGGAAUAUGGUGUGGUGGCCGAUUGGCGCCUCUCUCUUUGCCAGCAACAUCGGCAGCGGGCAUUUUGUGGGAUUGGCAGGCACCGGGGCAGCAAAUGGCCUGGCCGUGGCAGGAUUUGAGUGGAAUGCUAUAUUUAUUAUUCUCCUCCUUGGAUGGCUCUUUGUUCCGGUUUAUCUCUCCGCUGAGGUCAUCACAAUGCCCCAGUACUUAAAGAAGCGUUUCGGAGGCCAACGAAUCCGUCUCUAUCUGUCCAUCAUAUCUCUUUUCAUGUAUAUCUUCACCAAAAUAUCAGUGGACAUGUUUUCUGGCGCGGUGUUCAUCCAGCAAGCCUUGGGCUGGAAUAUUUACCUUUCUGUCAUAGCACUUCUGAUCAUAACCACCAUUUACACCACGACAGGUGGGUUGGCAGCCCUGAUGUACACCGACACAGUCCAGACCUUUGUCAUGAUUGGAGGCGCUUUCGUCCUCAUGGGGUUUGCCUUCAAUGAAGUUGGAGGUUAUCAAGGGUUGUUUGACAAAUAUAUGGAGGCUCUUCCCAAGCGGACACUUUCACCUAGCCCUGCCCUCUACAACAUCUCAUCUUCCUGCUACCUGCCCCGUGAAGACUCGUUCCACAUGAUCAGAGAUGCCACCACUAGUGAUCUGCCCUGGCCAGCUGUCAUUCUUGGUCUUUCCAUCAACUCUGUCUGGUAUUGGUGCAAUGACCAGGUCAUAGUGCAGAGGUGCCUGGCCGGGAAGAACCUGACCCAUGUCAAAGCUGGCUGCAUCCUUUGCGGGUACCUCAAACUACUGCCCAUGUUUCUCAUGGUUAUGCCUGGCAUGAUUAGUCGGAUUCUGUAUCCAGAUGAAGUAGCCUGCAUCAUUCCAGAUGAAUGCAAGCAAAUAUGUGGUACAGAAGUUGGGUGUUCCAACAUUGCCUAUCCAAAACUGGUUGUGUCUCUCAUGCCAAAUGGCCUCCGGGGACUUAUGCUAGCAGUUAUGCUGGCCGCACUCAUGAGUUCACUUGCCUCCAUCUUCAACAGCAGUGGCACCCUCUUCACCAUGGACAUCUACAAACGCUUGAGGCCACAAGCCAAUGACAAAGAGCUAUUGAUUGUGGGCCGGGUGUGGAUCUUGCUACUUGUGGGGGUCAGCAUUGCAUGGAUCCCUGUGGUACAAGCUGCACAGGGGGGGCAGCUCUUUGACUACAUGCAGUCCAUCAGCAGUUACCUGGCCCCACCCAUUGCUGCCAUUUUUCUCCUUGGAGUCUUUGUCCAAAGGCUUAGUGAGCAGGGUGCGUUCUGGGGCAUGAUGGGGGGACUCGCCAUAGGCAUGGCCCGAAUGAUCCCAGAAUUUGUCUAUGGGACCGGGAGCUGCCUCUUCCCAAGUAACUGCCCUCGUCUGAUCUGUGGGGUCCACUACCUUUAUUUCGCCAUCAUCCUAUUCUUGGCUACAGCUGCCAUUGCAAUGGGGGUCUCACUCUGCACAUCACCUAUUCCUGACAAACAUCUGCAUCGCCUGGUAUUCAGCCUCAGGCACAGUAAGGAGACACGGGUCGAUCUGGAUAUGGAGGAGGAGGAGGAGGAGGAAGCAACGCGGUGCCAGCAGCAAGCAAAGAAUGCAGCCACCAAGAAUGGAAGACUGGAGGCUGUCCUAGAGGUGGAUGACCCCAAAGCAAUGACCUCCUUUGGCCGACUACGCCAAGGCCUGGCCUGGUGUUGCGGGAUGAGCUCUGACAGCCCAGAGGAGCCAGAACUGAGCCCAGAAGAGAGGGACAAGGACUUCCAGAAUCUGGCGGGUAUCACAGAGCACCCGCUCUGGAGGCAGGCGGUCAACAUCAAUGCCGUGAUCAUGAUGGCCCUAGCCGUAUUCAUGUGGGGCUACUAUGCCUGAAGAUUGUCAGCCACAGCAGCUCGAUAGAAUACGUUGCUCACCAACCCCUCCAGGUACAUCACAUCAACCCA
Candoia aspera is the source of this 2105-nucleotide messenger RNA. RefSeq names its product solute carrier family 5 member 2 (gene SLC5A2). Gene Ontology annotation, biological process: transmembrane transport; sodium ion transport. The coding region runs from base 1 to 2034 and encodes 677 amino acids. The record is from RefSeq and is a predicted model, not a curated record. Gene Ontology annotation, molecular function: D-glucose:sodium symporter activity. The transcript is spliced from 15 exons. Gene Ontology annotation, cellular component: plasma membrane. NCBI's taxonomy places the organism in Eukaryota, Metazoa, Chordata, Lepidosauria, Squamata, Candoiidae.